AACAUCAUUUAUUCAACUCUCGUACGUACGUACACACUCCAGUUCAGUUCAGUUGAGUCCAACAUCGUAAAUCCCUCCCCCUCCUCCUCCCAUCUACCCUCCUUCCCUCUAAUAAAUAACCCAUCCUCUUCCUACAGACACUGUAAUAAUGGAUCCAAAAGCCAAUGGCAGCAAUCUCCACCUGGUUAUGUUCCCAUUCUUCGCCUUCGGACACAUCUCCCCCUUCAUCCACCUCUCCAACUACCUCUCCCAUGGCCGCCGCCUCAAGAUCACCUUCUUCUCCGCCGCCCCAAUCGUCCCCCGAAUCCAACCCUUGCUCCAAAACUCCGACAUCGUCCCCCUCACCAUCCCCCCCGUCGACGGCCUCCCGCCGGACGCCGGCAGCACCGCCGAACUCACCCCCCUCCAGGCCGAGCUCCUCAAGGUCGCCCUCGACCGGAUGCAGCCGCAGAUCAGACAAAUCCUGUCGGAAUUAAAACCCCGCCCCGAUUUCGUCAUCUUCGAUUUCGCCCACGAAUGGCUCCCCAAAAUCGCCGCCGAUCUCGGAAUCAAGUCGUGCCUUUACUGCGUCUUCACCGCCUUGUCCAGUGCUUACCUCACCGUCCCCGCCAGGCGCCCAGAUCCCGCCACGUCUCCCUCUUUCGAGGACCUGAAGCUCCCGCCUCCCGGGUUCCCCGAGACCUCCGUCACCGGGGUCCGGACCUUCGAGGCCCGGGACUUCGAGUAUCUGUUCAGGAGCUUCUACGGCUCGCCCUGCGUGUACGACCGCAUCAUCGCCGGCAUGGCCGGCUGCUCGGCGCUUGUUAUUAAGACCUGCUACGAAAUGGAGGCGCCGUACAUCGACUACAUCAAGUCGCAGUUCAAAAAGCCGGUUCUGCUGACCGGUCCGCUCGUCCCGCCGCCGCCGGCCGGCGAGAUUCUCGACGAGAAAUGGGCGAAUUGGCUGUCGAAAUUCGAGACCAAAUCGGUGGUUUUCUGCUCGUUCGGGAGCGAGACGUUCCUCAACGACGAUCAGAUCAGGGAAUUGACAUUAGGGCUUGAGCUCACCGGCCUCCCGUUCCUGCUGAUUCUGAACUUCCCCUCCGGCGCGGCGGCGGCGCUGGAGAGGGCGCUGCCGGAGGGGUUUCUGGGGAGGGUGGAAGGGAGAGGCGCGGUGUCGACGGGGUGGGUGCAGCAGCGGCAGAUCCUGGCCCACCCGAGCGUGGGGUGCUAUUUCUGCCAUGGCGGGUUCAGCUCGGUGUUGGAGGCCAUAACCAGCGACUGCCAGGUGGUGCUGCUGCCGCAGAAGGGGGACCAGUACUUGAACAGCCGGCUGGUGGCCGGCGAUUGGGGGGCGGCAGUGGAGGUGCGGCGGAGGGAUGAGGACGGGGGUUUCGGGAGGGAGGAUGUGCGGGGGGCGGUGGAGAGUUUGAUGGUUAGGGUUUGGGAGAAUCCGGUGGGGAAAGGGGUGAGGGAGAAUCAGAGGAAAUGGAAGGAGGUGCUGGCGGAGGACGGGGAGGGUGGUUUUCAGGACGCUUUGCUGACGGACUUCGUCGACCAGUUGGAGGGGAUACUCCUUAAUUCGUAAUUACUAUUAUUGUGUUAAUUUAAUGACGUCAUCAUGCAUGUCAUUUUAAUGAAUUUGAUGUUCGAUAAUAAUGCAUGGAUCCUUAAUUGCCAGUGUUGUCGUAGGCUACUAUAAUUGUUAUUUUUCAAGGGCUGGUACCAAAAAUUGGGCACUUUUUUAUUAGCAAUCGGUCCGCUUACACACACAUAUAUAUAUAUAUAUAUUAUGCAAGUAUACAUACACAUACAAUAUAUACAACCUGUAUAUAUAUAUAUAUGCAUAUAUACAUACAUAUACAUACGUGUACGUAUA
This is a messenger RNA of Andrographis paniculata, 1858 nucleotides long. Its product is annotated as anthocyanidin-3-O-glucoside rhamnosyltransferase-like. NCBI's taxonomy places the organism in Eukaryota, Viridiplantae, Streptophyta, Magnoliopsida, Lamiales, Acanthaceae. The record is from RefSeq and is a predicted model, not a curated record. The transcript has a single exon. Bases 149 to 1567 code for a protein of 472 amino acids. Gene Ontology annotation, molecular function: UDP-glycosyltransferase activity.